AACCACAAGUCUUUCUCACCAACUCGGUCAAAUACUCUCUCUUGCAUCAUCACUUCUCGUCAGAAAAACAAGGUCCCCGAGUCAAUUGCACCUCCUCUCCCUCUUCACCACCUCCCAUUUAUAUUCCUUCCUUCCUUCUCACCAAUUACUUUCCCCACAAAUCUCACUACUCCCACUUUCUCUCUCACACACACUAACCUCAACCAUGGGUAGAUCUCCUUGCUGCGAGAAAGAACACACCAACAAAGGAGCUUGGACCAAAGAAGAAGAUGAACGCCUCGUCAACUACAUCAAGCUUCACGGUGAAGGUUGCUGGAGAUCUCUUCCAAAAGCUGCUGGGUUGCUUAGAUGUGGCAAGAGUUGCAGACUCAGAUGGAUAAAUUACCUCAGACCUGAUCUUAAAAGAGGAAACUUCACUGAAGAAGAAGAUGAACUUAUCAUCAGCCUCCACAGCUUACUUGGAAACAAAUGGUCUCUAAUAGCUGCAAGGCUACCGGGAAGAACCGAUAACGAGAUCAAGAACUACUGGAACACACACAUCAAGAGAAAGCUCUAUAGCCGCGGAAUCGACCCACAAACCCAUCGAACAAUCAACGCUUCAUCAGCCACCGCUACAGCCACUACCACCACAGUUCCAUCAUCAGCUAAUGUUGCAGACCCUCUUAAACUAACUACCAUCACCAACAAGAACAUGAAAAACGACAGCAGCACCAACAUCAUCAUCAGCAACAACAAUGAUAAUAACAUUACCAACAACAUCAGUUUUCAGUUAGUAAAGAUUGGAAACGAUACAGUUCACGAAGAUUCAAACAGCAGCAGCGGUGUUACAAUAGAAGAAGCCUCCCCUCAUCAUCAUCAACAACUCAACUUGGAACUUUCCAUUGGCCUUCCCUCUCAUCAAUAUCAGAACCAGUUAGCUUCUUCUUCUUCCGUGAAGUUGAAACAUGAGCAACAAGAAGAACCACCACGUAUUAAUUUGUAUCAACAGUGGUGUGGGAACGUUAGUCAAGGUGCGUGCGUGUGUUACGGUCUAGGGUUUCAAACCAACCAAGCGUGUUGCUGCAGAGCCAUGGCUACUGCUGCUGCUACAACAGUUACAAAAGCUGCCAAUGAAGAUGAUAUCUUUAGAUUUUACAGACCCAUGAAUGUUUAGAACUUUUUUAGAAGUUAAUUAGUGGUAAUCUCUGAUCAGGCGUGUCUGAAUGUGUAAUAUUUGCGACUGUUCCUAGUUGACAUGGAAAUAGUUUCAGAAUAUAUCACAGAAUUUUGGGCUACUUAUUUCA
Molecule: messenger RNA, 1283 nt
Organism: Lotus japonicus
Lineage: Eukaryota; Viridiplantae; Streptophyta; Magnoliopsida; Fabales; Fabaceae
Product: transcription repressor MYB6-like
Exons: 3
Coding region: 206-1153 (315 amino acids)
Source: RefSeq, a predicted model, not a curated record